Scomber scombrus (Atlantic mackerel) is the source of this 2463-nucleotide messenger RNA. RefSeq names its product napsin A aspartic peptidase (gene napsa). The record is from RefSeq and is a predicted model, not a curated record. Gene Ontology annotation, molecular function: aspartic-type endopeptidase activity. Gene Ontology annotation, cellular component: lysosome. Bases 120 to 1313 code for a protein of 397 amino acids. Gene Ontology annotation, biological process: proteolysis. The transcript is spliced from 9 exons. NCBI's taxonomy places the organism in Eukaryota, Metazoa, Chordata, Actinopteri, Scombriformes, Scombridae.
UUGCCGAGGCACUUUAACUUCAACUACCUGCGUCAGUUGAAUAGUGGUUUGCGUUUGGUCGCCCGUUACAAUCGGAAACACUUCAUAAGUAUCUUUUUUGUUUUUCUCCGAGGACAAAAAUGACACGACUGAAGAUAUUGUAUAUCCUCGGGGCGCUGCUGGUAGCACACAGCGCUGCCAUUAUAAGAAUUCCCCUUCAUAAAACGAGAAGCCUACGCCGCCUGAUGAGCGAUAAUGGGAUGUCUGUGGAGCAACUUCGGGCUUUGGCGAAGACUAGUGGCGCACCAGACAGCUCUCCCUCCCCCAGCGUGCCUGUAGAGAGACUUACCAACUUCAUGGAUGCUCAGUACUAUGGAGCGAUCAGUAUUGGCACCCCACCACAGAACUUCACCGUGCUGUUUGACACUGGCUCCUCCAACCUCUGGGUCCCUUCCAUUCACUGCUCCUUCUUCGAUGUGGCCUGCUGGGUUCAUCAUCGUUACAACUCAAAGAAGUCAAGCACAUAUGUUCAGAAUGGCACAAAGUUCUCCAUCCAGUAUGGCAGAGGCAGCUUGUCUGGCUUCAUCAGCGAAGACACUGUCUCUGUGGCCAGCCUGCCUGUGCCUAGCCAGCAGUUUGCUGAAGCGGUGAAGCAACCUGGCAUCACAUUCGCCGUUGCUCGGUUCGAUGGGGUCUUGGGUAUGGCCUACCCCUCUAUAUCAGUAGCUAAUGUCACACCAGUUUUUGACAUGGCCAUGGCUGCCAAGCUGCUGCCCCAGAACAUCUUCUCUUUCUACAUAAGCAGAGACCCGAAAGCAGCUGUAGGAGGGGAGCUGAUGCUGGGUGGGACAGAUACCCAGUACUACACUGGAGACCUGCACUAUGUCAAUGUUACACGCAAGGCCUACUGGCAGAUUAAGAUGGACGGACUUACAGUUGGCAACCAGCUAACUCUCUGCAAAGCAGGUUGCCAGGCGAUCGUUGACACAGGAACGUCUCUAAUUGUGGGUCCUAAGGAGGAAGUCAGAGCGCUGCAGAAAGCCAUCGGAGCUCUGCCCCUGCUGAUGGGAGAGUACAUGAUUGACUGUAAGAAGAUCCCAUCUCUCCCUGUCAUCUCCUUCAACAUUGGAGGGAAGAUGCUUAACCUGACCGGAGAGGAUUAUGUGAUGAAGGAGUCUCAGAUGGGUGUAUCCAUCUGUCUGUCAGGCUUCAUGGCCAUGGAUAUCCCGCCUCCUGCAGGACCCCUGUGGAUCCUGGGAGACGUAUUCAUUGGCAAAUACUAUACUGUGUUUGAUAGGAACGCCGACCGUGUGGGGUUUGCCCCUUCCAAGUAGUCACUGAAGACUGUUUGUAUGAUAUUGGUUGCACUUCUUGACUUUUAAAGAUCAUUCCACGCAAAGCAAAUCUUUUGAUAAUGUUGCAUUAUUUGAUUUGCUGCAGUGAAAUACAUCUUACGGUUAUUAUAGGUUACUGCACGGUCUGGAUUUCAACCUUCAUCUCUCAUAUCUGUUGACAAUAUACAUGAGAAACUGGUUCACUGGAAAGUUUCUCAAGUAUAAUUUCUACAUUUAAUAGUCUUUAUCAAACAUUGAGAAAGUCAUGCAAAUGUGCUCUGCCACUGAACAAAGGGACAGCUUCAGUUUUUUGCACUUCUGUGAAGCUGCUUAUGAUUUUUGAGCUUUAAAAUUACGUUUUAUAUGGUAGUAUACAAUCAGAACUAUGCAUUUAUCUAGUUAUAGACCCAAUAAUGUUUGUAAUUGUGUGACUUUUGGGGAACAAAUGCAUUUUGAUUGUAACCUUUCACUUCUAGCAUCUGGACCACAUUUCAAGUUUCUAAUAUAUAUUAAUAUCAUUAGAGCUACAUUUACACUUUACAUUGAUCUCAGGAUGUUUCUUUUUAACAUGGCAAUGUUAUCUGAUAAAAUAAAGAUUUUGAUUGUCAAAUGGUAGAAAGACUGAUGGGUUUACUGAAGUGUAAUCUGCCUCGGAGUGUGAAAUCAGAAAUGUGAGAUUUAUUGGAUGUUUUGUUUUUUCUUUCAAGUAAGCAAAGAUAACCAUACAGAAAGUAAUUUCAAACAUUUAAUGAAGUAUACAAAGUGCUGCAGCGUUCAGCUCCAGAGCCAAACUUUAAAAAAGAAGAAAAGAAAAAAAAGCUUGGGGGCAAAAUACACAGCAUGCAACACAGCAUAUGGCUAGUAUGAACUCCACAAGGUAGAGGUAGUGAUCUACUUUGGGUUUUGUUUUACAAUAACAUUACAAAUGUGGCACAGUGACUCCCCUCACUUCACACAGCAGUCAUUUGUAGCAUUACCUAGGUCUGCAAAGGAAGACUAUUAAGACUCACUGCGGAUUAAUUUUCUACCUGUACAUCCAGAACAAAGCACUUAAUGAAGCACAACAAGUGGUACAUUACAUGUUGAAUCAUUGCAAAUAAAUAAUCUCUUUGGUUACAAAUGUACAAUAAAUACAAAAAUAUUACCUGUU